GCUCUGCCUGUUCUACUGUCACUCCUCACAUCUCUGAGUCACUGCUCAGAUCCUACCAUGUUACCAUGAAUCUCUGAAACCUUUACCGACAUUUUCGGGAUUUUCCUCUGCCUAUCGGGACGUCAACGAUGAUCUAAUAAUGGCAAAGCGAUCCGGGGCUAAAGAGGGGACGUUGUCUUCUUCUUCUUCUUCUUCGCCGACCAUUCUUCGGAAUUUGAACCGCGGAGACUUGAGCAUGGACUGCGGAGACGGAUCCGAGGACCUGUCCCUAGAAGAAAUCCUUACUCUUUACAGCCAGCCGAUAAACGAGGAGCAGGCAUGGGCAGUCUGCUACCAGUGCUGUCGGACUUUAGCGCACAAACACAGACGGAGAAGCUCAUCCAAGGCAGCGGGGUCCUCUGCGGUGGACUACCCGAGGAGGAUCGAGGGACCUGGGAAUGUGAGGAUCGGGAGAGACGGAGCUGUCAGGCUGCACUUUGAAGACAGCACAGAUAAAUACCAGACGGCCUGCACGUCAUCAGAGGUUAUUGACUCCCUGGGUGUCAUGAUCUACAAAGCUCUGGAUUAUGGCCUCAAAGAGAACGAAGAGCGAGAGCUCAGCCCCCCAUUGGAGCGACUCAUCGACAUGAUGACCAACAUGGAGGAGACGGAGAGCGACCCUUGUCCUGACGAGGGCUACGAGGCCACGGAGGAGGAGGACGAGUGCGAAGAAGAGGAUGGGGAUGAAGAACUCAUCUCGGAUACCUCUGCCAGCGCAGUGAGCAGCAUCAAGAGUUACAGAGACAUCCUCUUGAUAUGUUCAUCCCACCUUCCAAGCCCAUCCGAUGCUCCAAACCACUACCAGGCGGUUUGCCGCGCGCUUUAUGCAGAGACCAGGGAGCUGCACACUUUUCUGGAGAAGAUAAAAAGUGCCAAGGAGAACCUCCGAAAGAUGGAACGUGAGACUCAUGAUGAGCCUGAGAGAGACCUUAACGAGCUGCAGAACGCUGACUGGGCCCGGUUUUGGGUGCAGGUGAUGCGUGAUCUGAGAACCGGUGUAAAGUUAAAGAAGGUCCAGGAACGGCAGUACAACCCGCUGCCCAUAGAGUACCAGCUGACGCCGUACGAAAUGCUGAUGGACGACAUUCGCUCCAAACGCUACAAGCUGAGAAAAGUCAUGGUGAAUGGAGACAUCCCCCCACGGUUAAAGAAGAGCGCACAUGAGAUCAUUCUUGAAUUCAUCAGAUCACGGCCUCCUCUUAACCCCGUUUCUGCUCGUAAGCUCAAGCCCCAUCCUCCGCGUCCUCAGAGCCUCCAUGAGCGACUAUUGGAGGAUAUCAAGGCUGAGAGGAAGCUCCGGCCAGUUUCACCCGAUAUGAUUCGCAGGAACCGCCUAGGUGCUGGGAAAAGCAUCAGCACCCCUCAGGAUUUGUUCCGCAGUUCAGAUACGCCUGAUGGUCGGAGGAAGUUGGCCUGCAGCACCCAUUCUCUGGCUAGUGGGAUCACAGGAACCCCUCAGAAAGCGAAGCAGCUGAGCCAGAGGAAGAGGCUCCUCAAAGCGCCCACGCUGGCUGAGCUGGACAGCUCCGAAUCAGAUGAGGAGCCAUCAAAGAGCAGCUCCAGUAGGUCCACGUCUUUAUUGGAGGACACGUCUCCUGAGGCUGUUGUAGAGAAGAAAGCACCUCCAAAGUCUCGGCCUGUUUCUGCCACCCAUCAGCCAGACAAGCACCAGACUCAUGAGAGGCGCCACCCUGUGGAGAAGGAGGCACCUGCCUUCGUCAGGGCUUUUGCACCGCCAUCCAGACAGGCCUCCAAGUCACUGCUGGAAGCAGCCGGCAGUGCUCAGGUCACGGAGGAGUUCUGUUAUCCCAGGGAGUGUCUGACUCUGACAGUGGAGGAGGUGAUGCAUAUCAGACAGGUUCUGGUCAAGGCUGAGCUGGAGAAGUUCCAGCAGUACAAAGAUAUCUACAACGCUCUGAAGAAAGGAAAGCUUUGCUUCGCAUGUCGGACCAAAAAAUUCUCCUUCUUCACAUGGUCCUAUACCUGCCAGUUCUGCAAAAGGCCAGUGUGCGCCCAGUGUUCAAAAAAGAUCCGGCUGCCGUCUAAGCCCUAUUCCACUCUGCCCAUCUAUUCUCUGGGUCCCAGUGCAGUUUCUAAAGAUAAUGCUCGUGCAGGUCCGGCGCCACCUGAGCAGGAGAAACAUGCGUUCGGAUAUGGCAGACACAGUCUACGGCGAAGGUUGUCGAAGCACAGCAGCAGAGAAGGUCAGUCGAUAGAUGACCUGGAGCUUCCUAAAGAGCUGACGGAGGAUUGGGUCAGCAUGGAGGUCUGCGUGGACUGCAAAAAGUUCAUCACUGAGAUAAUCACCUCUAGCAAGCGCAGCCUGUGUGUGGCGUCGAAAAGGGCCCGCCUGAACCGCAAAACCCAGUCUUUCUACAUGGCGUCCUCUAAGUCCAUCAACUUCCAGCCCGGGGAGCGCCCCAUUAAUGAAGUAUAGGACGUAUUAAAUUGCACUUUAAUCCAAGUUUUUCCCAGGUUUUGGACAUUUAUUAAUUAAAUAAAUAAAAAAAAUCUAAAUUUGACACUCCUACCAAAAUAUAAAGAGGUUGCCGUGCAAAUGUGGAAGUAGUUUCCCUCUCAGGAAAUGUUGCAGUCAUUAAAUUAGCUGUGAUGCUAAUGAAUAUGUGGAAACCAACCCCAUGCCCAUGCUGGGCCUGUUUCUCCCCCUAAGGUUAGAGUCCAUGACUCAAGUUUGGGAUGAAAUGAUGCAGAAAGCCAAAAGUUGUUGCGAUGUGGUGCAAGUAUUGCAGAAGCCCAAUCAUUAUCAGCUGUCAAUAAGCUUUCCCAGUUCCCCGUUUACUUCUUGCACUCAGGAAGAUUAACCGACAGAAAUGCACUGUACAGUCUCCUGUCUGGUCUGCUGGGGCAGAUCCUAGCCUGCCUCUCAUCCUUCCAGCAGCAUUUUUUUAAAAAUGUAUUUUUAUUUUUUUUUUGCCAAAAGUUUCACCUUCGUAGCCACAAAUCAAAUGAGAUUUUGCUUUUAUUCAUCUAACCGAGGGACUCAGAUGGCCUGUAUGUUUCAGGGUGUAUUUUUCAACAUUUUUUUCGCCUAUUUAAGCUAAAUGUAUAUUCUGUGCAAGGUGCCAAAUGUAAUUUCUCUGAAUGCCUUUAGAUCUACUGUAUAUAGUUAUAAACCAAAUGAGGGUUAUUUUUAGUUUCUCCUCCCCUUUGCUCUAAAACGGGCAGCAGACACAUACAUGUAGGGUUUAAGGAUGUGUAUAGGUUGUAUAUUGUUGCAAGAUCAAAUUUAAUAUAAACAUUUACAGUUGAAGAGAUGAUUUUUCUAUAUUCAAGAUUUCACCCUCUACAUAUGCUUUAUUUAAAGCUGUGGGCUUUUGUUAGUAUUUAAUGUUCUGUAAUAAGGUUUUAUUUUUGCAGGGUUUAUAAAAUCCUGUGUUUUAUGCGCCUGACAAAAUUUCAUCUAACACUUUAUUUGGAGGAAAGAAUCAUAUAUUUAAAUAGUAAAAAAAAAGAGUGCCAUUUUUAAGAGGGUCGACUUAGAAGGCAAUAAUUGUUUCUACAGCAAAGCAUCAAGGACCGAAAAACAAAAAUUGAAUGUAGAAGUUUUAAGAUUUUAAGAAAUGACUCCUCAACAGUUUUGCACACUUAUAUCACUUAAUAGACACAAAGAUAAACCAGCCUGCUUAGGAAAAAACAUUGCCAUGUAAAAAAAAAAGGCCCAGAUGCAAUCCAUAAGUCCAGUUUUAUUUUUGAACUUUGUAAAGAAUGUGUGCAUGCUGUACUGAGAAUCGUUGUUUUUAUCAGAGAAGGUAUAAUAAAGUCA
Molecule: messenger RNA, 3823 nt
Organism: Cyprinodon variegatus (sheepshead minnow)
Lineage: Eukaryota; Metazoa; Chordata; Actinopteri; Cyprinodontiformes; Cyprinodontidae
Gene: spire1a
Product: protein spire homolog 1-like
Exons: 18
Coding region: 140-2476 (778 amino acids)
Biological process (GO): actin filament polymerization; cleavage furrow formation; actin filament network formation
Cellular component (GO): cell cortex; cytoplasmic vesicle membrane
Molecular function (GO): actin binding
Source: RefSeq, a predicted model, not a curated record